GCCGGCCGAGGCGGGCUCCGCUCCCGCUGCGGGGACACCCACCUCACGGCGUCCCCGCUCCGCCGGGCCGAGCCCCAAGUAUCGCGGGAGCCGGGCGCUGCCCGCGCCGCCGCAGCCAUUGGGCGGCGCGCCGGAGGAGAGGCGGCGGCGGCGGCUGACGGGCGGCCACCGACCCUGAGCCGCCGAGGCGGCGGCGGCGCCGAGCCGAGAGCGAAGCCAGCGCAGCCCCGGCCGCGCCUUGGGGCCGCUGUCCCGCCGCGACGCGCCUCGGCGGCCAUGAGGAGAAGGAGGGCGGUGGCGGCGGCGGGCUCUGCCCCGGGCGGGCGGCGGCGCUGCUGCUGCUGCUGAGCGCGGGGCCGGGGUCGCCGCUGUGGGUGCUCGGCGUCCCGCCGCAGGCACUUGGAAAGUUAUCCAGCAGUUCAGUACUAAGAUAGUGCUUUAGGAGCAUGGCCGAAGCAGAACUCCCAACCUUGACAUGGAAUGCAGCUUAUAAUGUGGGAUGCUUGUCUUUGCUUCCAUGUUGGAUUUGAACUGUGGGAGUUUGAUACAUCUCAGCAACUGUUGUCUUUCCUCAGCAUUUGAGCUAGACACCAAGUAAAGCAAUGAGGAGAUUUGUUUACUGCAAGGUGGUUCUAGCCACUUCUCUCAUGUGGGUGCUUGUGGACGUCUUUUUACUUCUGUACUUCAGUGAAUGUAAUAAAUGUGAUGACAAGAAAGAGAGGUCUCUGCUGCCUGCUCUGAGGGCUGUUAUUUCUCGAAACCAAGAAGGACCUGGAGAGAUGGGAAAGGCUGUGCUCAUUCCAAAGGAUGACCAGGAGAAGAUGAAAGAGCUGUUUAAAAUCAACCAGUUUAAUCUUAUGGCCAGUGACUUGAUUGCCCUGAACCGAAGUUUGCCUGACGUGAGAUUAGACGGUUGCAAGACAAAAGUCUACCCCGACGAACUCCCCAACACAAGUGUAGUUAUUGUGUUUCACAACGAAGCCUGGAGUACUCUGCUUCGGACCGUGUACAGCGUUAUAAAUCGCUCGCCGCACCGCCUGCUUUCGGAAAUCAUCCUGGUGGACGAUGCCAGCGAGAGAGAGUUUCUGAAGGCCUCGUUAGAGAAUUAUGUGAAAAAUCUGGAAGUCUCCAUAAAAAUCAUUCGGAUGGAGCAGAGGUCAGGACUGAUCCGCGCGCGGCUCCGAGGGGCAGCAGCCUCUAAAGGGCAGGUGAUAACGUUCCUGGACGCACACUGCGAGUGCACCCUGGGCUGGCUCGAGCCGCUGCUGGCCAGGAUAAAGGAGGACAGGAAAACUGUUGUCUGCCCAAUCAUUGAUGUGAUCAGCGAUGACACGUUUGAAUACAUGGCUGGAUCUGAUAUGACUUAUGGAGGGUUUAACUGGAAACUUAACUUUCGCUGGUAUCCAGUUCCCCAGAGAGAAAUGGACAGGAGGAAAGGAGACAGGACCUUGCCUGUAAGGACCCCUACUAUGGCUGGUGGCCUAUUUUCUAUUGACAGAAACUACUUUGAAGAGAUAGGAACUUACGAUGCAGGAAUGGAUAUCUGGGGUGGCGAGAAUCUUGAAAUGUCUUUUAGGAUUUGGCAGUGCGGCGGCUCCCUUGAGAUUGUCACCUGCUCCCACGUUGGCCAUGUUUUCCGAAAGGCAACACCUUACACCUUCCCCGGUGGCACAGGACACGUCAUCAACAAGAACAACAGGAGACUGGCAGAGGUCUGGAUGGAUGAGUUUAAGGACUUCUUCUAUAUAAUAUCCCCAGGUGUUGUUAAGGUGGAUUAUGGCGAUGUGUCUGUCAGAAAAGCACUAAGAGAAAACCUGAAGUGUAAACCCUUCUCGUGGUACUUGGAAAACAUCUAUCCCGACUCCCAGAUUCCACGGCGUUAUUACUCACUUGGUGAGAUCAGGAACGUUGAAACCAACCAGUGUUUAGACAACAUGGGCCGCAAGGAAAAUGAAAAAGUGGGCAUUUUCAACUGCCAUGGCAUGGGCGGAAAUCAGGUGUUUUCUUACACUGCUGACAAAGAGAUCCGCACGGACGACUUGUGCCUGGACGUCUCGAGGCUGAACGGCCCCGUCAUCAUGCUGAAGUGCCACCACAUGAGGGGGAACCAGCUCUGGGAGUACGAUGCCGAGAAGCUCACCCUGAGGCACGUCAACAGCAACCAGUGUCUGGAUGAGCCGUCGGAGGAGGACAAGAUGGUUCCCACCAUGAGGGAGUGCGGUGACAGCCGUUCCCAGCAGUGGCUGCUGCGCAACAUGACCCUGGGUGCCUGAAGUCGGCGCAGACCCGCUGCCUCGGCCGGGAUGUCCUCCUCCUCCUCCUGCCCUCCUCCUUGCCGAGGCCGGCGGUGCCGAAGCCGUCUCCAAAUCCCAGCUGUCAGAGCAAAGUCACGGGGGGGUUCCCUGGAUGCGGCGGGUCUCCACAUGCCCCUUCGAAACCUGUGCCCGUUCAAAAGAAGCUCAUCUGAGCCUAUAAAUGUCAAAACAUGUGCUGUUACCAACACAAAUGUGCUCAAAAACGGUUCCAGAGACACCUCUAUGAACCCUACAUCGAAGAGGUUGGGAUGGAGGGUGCUUUCUGUGUGUCACACACCGCGACGGAGAAGGGACCCGAUAUAAAAUGCCUUAUGACACUAACUGGCACUGGGAACCAUCCUGGCAGGCGUCUCCUGAGCUGGAUGUGUUGGUGCUGGUCUUUCCUCGCAACACAGUGGGGAUAUUUGCUGUUCUCUUGUGUUGAGUGGGACUCGGUGAAGAACCCCACUGAGCAGCAAAGUCGCUGUACAGAGCGAAAGCUUCGUGGUUUGUGCCAGGAAAAAAAUGGGAUCCGGUGUUUGGAAAAGCAGCCAAACUGAGCAAAGGCUGCACUCAGAAACUGAAAUCAGAUCAAAUGAGGCAACAGCAAAAGAUGCGGGAACAACGUUAAGAAGAAGGAG
Messenger RNA from Harpia harpyja (harpy eagle), 2935 nucleotides. It is a transcript of the gene GALNT13, whose product is annotated as polypeptide N-acetylgalactosaminyltransferase 13. The record is from RefSeq and is a predicted model, not a curated record. Lineage: Eukaryota; Metazoa; Chordata; Aves; Accipitriformes; Accipitridae. Gene Ontology annotation, cellular component: Golgi apparatus. The transcript has 13 exons. Bases 603 to 2273 code for a protein of 556 amino acids.